AUGGCGGCCCUCUGCAGAGGGAGACAUAAGUGGAGAAGGCUGAAGUGUUUGCAGGUUUUUACCAGAAACAUUACAGGGAAAUAUGACUAUGACUUGGUGGUCAUUGGUGGUGGUUCUGGAGGCCUGGCCUGCUCUAAAGAAGCGGCACAGCUGGGACAGAAAGUGGCUGUUCUAGAUUAUGUGGAACCGUCUGCUAAAGGAACCAAGUGGGGUCUCGGUGGAACGUGCGUCAAUGUUGGCUGCAUUCCCAAAAAGCUCAUGCAUCAGGCUGCUCUCCUUGGUACAGCAGUCAAAGAUGCAAAGAAAUACGGCUGGCAGAUGCCAGAGACGGUCAACCAUGAUUGGGCGAUGAUGGCAGAGGCCAUUCAGAACCAUGUCAGAUCUUUAAACUGGGGCCACAGGGUCCAGCUUCAGGACAAGAAAGUGAAAUAUCUGAACGUCAAAGGCAGCCUGCUGGAUGAACACACAGUGAGAGGUCUAAGCAAAGCAGGAAAGGAGACAAUCCUGACCGCCAAGAACAUAGUGAUCGCCACAGGUGGACGACCCAAGUACCCCACACAAAUCCCUGGAGCAGUGGAGCACGGCAUCACCAGCGAUGACAUUUUCUGGCUCAAGAGUUCUCCUGGAAAAACACUGGUGGUUGGAGCCAGCUAUGUUGCCCUGGAGUGUGCCGGCUUCCUAACAGGCAUCGGCCUGGACGCCACUGUGAUGGUUCGUAGCAUCGCCCUUCGUGGUUUCGAUCAGCAAAUGGCAGGUCUUGUAACAGAUUAUAUGGAGGCUUAUGGUACCAAAUUUAUUUGGAGAUCUUUGCCGAAAAGCGUGGAUAAGCUCUCCUCAGGGGCCCUGCAGGUGACAUGGAAGGACACAGAGACCGGCAGCGAGCACAAAGACACCUAUGACUCUGUGUUAUGGGCAGUGGGAAGAGCACCUGAAACCAAAGCCCUUGGCCUCGACAAGCUGGGCGUGGAGCUCAACACGCAGACAGGGAAGAUAGUGGUUGGGCCUGACGAAUCUACCUCGUUGCCAAACGUCUACGCUUUGGGUGACAUCAGUGAGGGUCGUCCUGAGUUGACCCCUACUGCCGUUAAGGCGGGAAAGCUCCUUGCCCACCGGCUGGCCGGUCAGAACACCGACCUCAUGAACUAUGACAAAGUGGCUACGACCGUGUUUACCCCUUUAGAGUACGGCUGUGUUGGUUUAUCAGAGGAGGAGGCUGAGAGGCGACACGGAAAGGACGGGAUAGAGGUUUUCCAUGCCUUCUACAAGCCACUAGAAUUCACAGUAGCAGAACGGGAUGCCAGCCAGUGUUACAUCAAGGUUAUAUGUGAGAAUGGAGGUGAUCGGAAGAUUCUGGGUCUACAUUUCACUGGUCCAAAUGCCGGGGAGGUUAUACAGGGUUUCUCUAUGAGUUUGCAGUGUGGAGCAACAUAUUCCCACCUGCUGCAGACGGUAGGGAUCCACCCCACCUGCGCUGAGGAGGUGGUCAAGAUCCAUAUUACAAAGCGCUCCGGUUUGGACCCAACAGUCACCGGCUGCUGAGGUUAAGCCCCUCGGUUUCUGAACGUCCUGAGCACACAGGGUCUCUAGGUGGGGACCUGGGUUCAUCCUGCUCUCUGCUUUCAUCUCUCCAUUUAAAUCUCCCAGUUUAACAGUAUUUACUGGGACUUUUUUCUGCCCCUCAGGGUCGAUUCAAAUCGGCUGAUUUAGGUCAUCUUUGUUUGCUGAAAACCAUUUAAUGACCAGGACUGUUUUUAUACCGUAUAAACACAUGUGCUUUGUAGGAAAAGAGCCAAACGAGCAACUUUUUCAUUUAAAAAAAAAACAUAAGCUCAUCAAUCAGGUUUAAAACACAUAUUUAGGAUUUUGGUGAGAAUUUAGUAAGAAUGUGAAAUGGGUCUAAAUUUCCUUCUGAAUAUACAUUCUGCAAAUAUUGUUGUUUCUCUGGCUGUACUUCCUGUCCAUUAGUCUUAGAGGUGACACAUACCACACACCCCCCCCAGCAUGACACUGAUGGAUGGCCCCAGGGCCGUCGCCGCAGCGACACCGCUCCAUUUCCCAUGGACACACACAGUCAGCAGGGCUCCCAUCGGUCAGCCUGCAGAGGCCUGGACCAGGAGCUCCAUCUUGUUUUGGGCUCAGACCCCUUCCUCCCCCCCUAUAUUCCUUUUUCCAUCCAUAAGCAUGGUAAACAUAUACUCAUAUGUGCUGUAUGAACUCCACAUCCAGGGGUUCAACAGCUCCUGUUAAUGAUGGUGCUCCUCUGAGAGCUGCUCUACUUCAACUCACCCAAAGGCGGCACUGUUGCCCUCCGAUUCUCUCCUGCUCUCCCAGCCAACAAUGGGAGACAGGAUGAAGUAGUCACUGUAUAAAAUAUAAGCCUGAAUGUAUUCAGGUUGCACAUUUAAUCCCUUUAAUCCCUAUUAGUGAUACGUGCCUCCAGAAGAAGCUGGAAAGCAGCCUGACUUUAUUGGUGCCAGGCUGAUAAGGUUAUCUGCGGUAUAUUUACAUGGAUGGCAGGUUAGCCCUUAAGAGUCAUCACCCUUAAAGAUAAGGUGACUUGUUUAUAUCAAUAAAGCAUUAAUGGACCCCUCACUUUGCCAACCGUUCAACCUGCUGCCUGUUUCAGGCAUCUUGGCUUUAUUAAGCGGACAUGGGGAAAGGAGGGGGCGGGGGACUGUCGGUAAGCAGCAGAAAUCGAAGAACCUGUGAGGAGGCUGGAGUUUAUUUUUAUUUGAAGUCUAAUCUGCCCGGACUGAUUAAUGAUUCCGAUGAGGGGAGUGACAGACCGUCAGGAGAUGGAGAGAUGAAAAAAGAGAGCACGAAAGCUACCAGGUUUGUUUGGGCCUCGGCCCGAGGAGAGAGAGCUGAGUACCAGCCCCGGCUGGGGAGUGAGGGGGAUUCCUGUGUGCUCUGUUCAGGGCCGAGGUGCUGACUGAAGGACCCUGACCUCCGCUCAGCAGGAACAGCUUGACUCUAUCACUUGGAGCACAGAGGGCUCAUGUGCUGCAGCACAGCACAGCAAGGGCCUCCAUGGGGGGGUUAAACAGAGAGGGAGGGGAAGCAUGGGCCGUGGAGCACACCAAACCAGCCAACACAAUACCGAGUUGUGCCCUGGGUUACUCAGUCUAUGUUCCUGUGCUUAACGAGGCACUUCAGGGGCCGCCAAGGUGGGCCCCAGGCAGUGUAAGGGAAGUCAUUGAAACUAUCAGUUUAGCUGUAAUAUCUGUUUGCUUUUUCCCCCUUCACUUCCCCUCUGCUUCUUCCCUCUCCUACGGCUGCUGACACGCACAAAAAGACAUUUCUUUUAGGUUUACGGCCAUAUCUCACUUGAAGGAUUCCUGUUUAGUAUCGAUGCGGAGGUCAAAUAUUUGCCCUUUAAACCUCAGUUGUGCUCCGCGGUGCAGAGGUGUGCGAGUGGGGGUCAGGGCUCAACUUUCAGGUCGGCCAGCUAAUGAUGACCUGCACUCAAAACCAGAACCGGAGAGUGCGGGCCUGAUGUCACCUGGCCACAAACUGUCAGAGAUGUAAAUAGAGCAAUGUCAUUUUACAAUAAAGCUUUCAUUUGUUAUUUAUAUGUGAAAUGAAAACAUGUGAUUGUGUUGAUAAUAAAGAAAUUA
Molecule: messenger RNA, 3617 nt
Organism: Cyprinodon variegatus (sheepshead minnow)
Lineage: Eukaryota; Metazoa; Chordata; Actinopteri; Cyprinodontiformes; Cyprinodontidae
Gene: txnrd2.2
Product: thioredoxin reductase 2
Exons: 17
Coding region: 1-1539 (512 amino acids)
Biological process (GO): cellular response to oxidative stress; glutathione metabolic process; cell redox homeostasis
Cellular component (GO): cytosol; mitochondrion
Molecular function (GO): flavin adenine dinucleotide binding; glutathione-disulfide reductase (NADPH) activity; thioredoxin-disulfide reductase (NADPH) activity
Source: RefSeq, a predicted model, not a curated record